This is a messenger RNA of Cloeon dipterum, 1006 nucleotides long. Its product is annotated as brachyurin-like. Lineage: Eukaryota; Metazoa; Arthropoda; Insecta; Ephemeroptera; Baetidae. Bases 44 to 952 code for a protein of 302 amino acids. Gene Ontology annotation, molecular function: serine-type endopeptidase activity. The record is from RefSeq and is a predicted model, not a curated record. Gene Ontology annotation, biological process: proteolysis. The transcript is spliced from 5 exons.
UGCCAUUUAAUUCCGAUAAUCUGUUUUCUUAUACAUUUGCGAUAUGGAUGGUAAUAAUUAUAUAAAGGGAUGUUGUGGUAAACAUAGCAGUAUCAGUGCCACUAUCACAAUGAAGGCCGUGAAUGUUUGUCUCUUACUAGUUGCAAUAGCUCAGGCACAUGCCGCAGAUUGGGCCCAGGUCCAACCGGUGUACAGGGACCGACCAACUUUUAGAGUUGCAUCUCACAGCAAGAUAAUUGGUGGCAACAUCGCCACCCCUGGACAGUUCCCAUACCAGGUUGGGCUUUUCAUCGACGGUAGCGGCUUCUGCGGUGGCUCUCUCAUUUCUGAUACCGUUAUCCUGACCGCAGCUCAUUGUGUUGAUGGCAUUCGUAUCUUUGAAGCUCACCUUGGAGCCCAUGAUAUCUAUGACAUGAAUGAACCAAACAGAGUCAUAGUUAUUUCAACUGAUGGCGUUGCCCACGAGAAUUUCAACCCAGCCACAAUUGACAACGACAUCGCAAUCGUCAGGCUGGGCUUUCCGGUCGGCGGAUUCGGCAUCUCCCCUGUUCGUCUGCCUGCUUUCUCCCUAGUGAACGAAACCUUCAGUGGGGACAGAGUUCGCGUUUCUGGAUGGGGCAGGACCUCUGAUGCCACUUCCGGAGUGAGCCCUGAACUCAAGUACGUUGAUGUGAGUGUCAUUGAUAACAGUCAGUGCCAAGCCUAUUAUGGUAACAUCAUCAACGAAUCCAAGAUCUGCGUUGACACCAACGGCGGCACUGAGGGCACCUGCCAUGGAGACUCAGGUGGCCCUCUGGUCAUCCAGGAGAGCGAUGGCGAGUACACUGAAAUCGGUAUCGUAUCCUUCGGCUCCGUUGAUGGUUGCGAGUCUGGCUUUCCAGCUGCCUUCACCAGGGUCACCGAGUACCUUGAAUGGCUGGAAAUCAAUGCUGGCGUCGCUCUCAGGCCAUAAAUUUAAUUUUAUACUGACUUAUACAUAUGAAAAUAAAUAAAUUUAAAAUAUUAA